Messenger RNA from Peniophora sp. CBMAI 1063, 1044 nucleotides. NCBI's taxonomy places the organism in Eukaryota, Fungi, Basidiomycota, Agaricomycetes, Russulales, Peniophoraceae. The record is from the annotation of a GenBank genome assembly.
AUGUCUUCCAACGAGUCUCUACCGUUAUCCUUCCUAGAUCUGGUCAAGAAGUGUGACAACUAUCGCGUCCCGGCUCCAGGGUCUGCCGCUCUACCUAGACCUCUGUCCUUCUGCCUCACGUCAGACGGUAACACAUUGGGUCUACUACACCCGCCAGUCGUCGACGCGCUACUCGAACACAAUGCACACCAGCGAUCUCAAUCAUUGCCCGAACACUGGGUGGUCGAACUACAGAAUCAUCGUGUAUUCUUCACUUCGACGCUUACAACGCCUUCUGCGCGUACAAGAGCGAUGAAUGAUACCACGACCUGGUGGCGCGACUCCGGCCGUUUCCCAGGCGUCAUCUCCCCGCGAUUGUGGCGCGGAGAGUGGUACGCGAUAUAUGCGGACCCUUUCGGUCCUAUCUCUCUCGCUGGAGGAGACCCUCUCUCAGAAGAUGAUCUCGAUACGAACUCGAACUAUGUCUUUUCAAUGGAACGUGCAUCCUGCGCACUCUUUGGCGUUGUUACGUACGGCGUGCAUAUGACGGUUUAUGAACAAGACGACGACGGUGCCAUCCGCGUCUGGGUCCCAAGACGAUCUGCGACGAAACAAACCUGGCCCGGGCUGUUGGACAACUCGAUUGCAGGUGGCAUACCAGCACGCAGCUCACCUGGGUGGUCGAUGGCCAAGGAAGCGAUGGAAGAAGGCUCAAUCCCCGAAGCUACCUUCGAGAAAUAUGCGAAGGCAGUUGGCGUGAUCUCCUACUUCUUCCAAACCUCGGCCGGGUGGCUACAGCCCGAGGUUGAGUACGUUUACGACAUGCGCGUGCCUAGUUCAGAGAGUUUGAAGUUAAGCCCGGGGGACAAUGAAGUAGAGACAUUCAAGCUCCUGCCUUUGGACGACGUUUUCGAGCUGCUUCAUGCGGGCGAGUUCAAACCCAAUUGUGCACUAGUCCUGAUCGACUUCCUCAUACGUCUUGGUAAAAUCACGCCGGAUAACGAGCCUCAUUACCUGGACAUACAGACGAGGAUGCACUCGCGAUUUGAGCACUCGUCAUGGUGA